AUGCCUUUCUAUAACACGUAUCCCGGCUUUCUUUAUCGCCAGUUCCUGGUCUGCCCUUCCAAGGCCCCGUCCACCACCUCUCUUCGCGGCAAAGCCGGUCUGGCGACAGGCUCCAACACUGGGCUGGGCUAUCAGGCCUCCGCUCAAUUGCUCGCGCUCGGACUGUCCCAUCUAAUUCUGGCCGUCCGCAGCGCCUCCAAGGGUGAAGCUGCCCGGAAAUCCCUUCUCGCCUCGCUUCCCGCUUCUCCUAAACCUCCCGUGGUCGAGGUCUGGGAGUUAGAUCUAGGCAGUUACGCCAGUGUGAUGGCCUUUGUGGAGCGCCUGAAGCAGUCCGACAUUCAGAUCGACUUUGCUCUUCUCAACGCCGGUGUUGCCAACUUCCACUACACCGUGAACCAAUCUACGUCCCAUGAGACGAGUAUUCAGAUCAACUGGCUGAGCACUGCUCUACUUACUUUGCUGUUGCUGCCCGUUCUCGAUAGCCAGGCCUCCCAGAAUCUUAACCGGGCUCGUCCGGUGAUUUCUAUUGUCGGCAGUGAAACCGCUGCCUGGGCCAAAUUCAAGGAAGCCCAUGUCUCUACCAAGCAGGGAAUCCCACUAAUCGACGUGUUGGACGACCCGAGCCACUUCAACAUGGGCGAUCGAUACUAUACCUCGAAGCUGCUGUACCAGCUCUUCUUCCUCGAGCUGUUCAAGCACCGAUCCAGCGCCAAACGCUCCACGGGCGCCAUUCUCAACCUGGUCAAUCCCGGUUUCUGCUAUGGCUCCGAGCUGCACCGCACGGCCGAGGGGGCCUUUGGAAAGGUCCUCAGCGGCAUGAAAAGAGUGAUUGGUCGAUCGGUCUCUAUGGGAGCCCGUACCCUGGUUCACUCAUCAGUGUUGGCCGGCGACCCCUCCAAUGCCAGUGUUUGA
Messenger RNA from Aspergillus thermomutatus, 912 nucleotides. RefSeq lists its product as uncharacterized. Bases 1 to 912 code for a protein of 303 amino acids. NCBI's taxonomy places the organism in Eukaryota, Fungi, Ascomycota, Eurotiomycetes, Eurotiales, Aspergillaceae. The transcript has a single exon. The record is from RefSeq and is a predicted model, not a curated record.